AUGGCCGGCGUUCCGGCCAAGGGGAGUCUACUUACACCUGCCGGGAGUGCCCCGGCGGUCUGCAUGGGGGAUCCUCUGCUGGAUCGGGCGGCGGCGGAAGAUGAAGGGAGGAAGGAUGGGCCACGUUUGGUGGAUCCACUCGGACGCGGAGGCUCUGAUCUGUCUGGGGCGGAAGAUGGAGAGGAUAGAGAGAGGGAGGAGGUGGAGCAGAACUUGGAGGAGGAAGAAGAAGAUGGUGGAUAUGUCGGGGCUGAUGAAGAUCUGGAGGAUCAGUUCGCGGGUAUGAAUCUGCACGGUGAGGAGACGGAAGAUCUGGAUUUUUCCGGCGAAGUGGAUGAUUUAAUCAGAGAGGUGCGCUGGUUAGGCAUAUUUAGGGUUCAUACUACUCGUCCCUUCGGGCACUCGGCGCUGCUCAACCAGAUGCGCAAUGCUUGGGCUGCUGCGAAAGGUGUCACGUUCAAUAUCAAGGGACCCAACUUAUUCCUUGUUCAAUGCCAUUGUCUUGGGGAUUGGAAAAGGAUCAUGGAGGGAGGGCCUUGGCUUUUUCGCAAGGCGCCGGUAGUUAUUCAAGAGUAUGACGGGUUCUCCGAUGUCUCCCAGUACAAACUUAAUAAGAUCCCGGUGUGGGCGAGGAUCAAAGGCUUGCCGCCGGGGCUGACAGCAAAGAAGGCCUUAGCAGAGAAGGUUGUAGCCAAGGUGGGAGGGCCACCCUUUACAGUAAUGGUGAAUGAGGGAGUGAUAAACCCUAAUAACUCUUUAAGGGCAAGGGUGUAUCUGGAUGUUAAUGAGCCCCUUGUUCGUUUUGUGCCAAUAACUCUAAGAGAGAGCAAGAGAUACCCAGUGGCAUACGAAAAACUCCCCGAUUUCUGCUUUCGUUGCGGAUUGAUGGGGCAUAUAGCAGAGGAAUGUGGGGAUGGGGUGCAUGACCCAAGGACAUUUGAAUGGGGUGACUGGCUGCUUUGGGCUCCGGAGCAGAACCCUGGAGUUCAACCAGACCGGGACGAUGGAGGAAGAGGUGCUACCAGAGGAAGAGCAGGCGGCAGGGGUGAGAGAGGAGGAAGGCAGGGAAGAGGUGACAGGGCAGGAGGAAGAAACAACGCAGGCAGAGGCGAUGAGGUGGGAGAGGAUGUGAACUACCAGACCGGACAAGGGGGAGCGGGGGAGAAGAAUAUUCGCAAGAGGCUGGUCUCACCAGAUGGUACGAUGAAUAUCAGAGGGCAACCAGUUCCUAACCUAGCAGGCAAGGUGGCGGAUACAGUCCUUAUGUUGGAGGGGGGCUCAACCUCAACAGGCAAUGAGGGCGAGCAGAAAACUCCAGGCAAAGUACCGAUAGUAAAGAGAAGGAAGCAGGGGGAAACAGGAGAUGCUCAACGCGACGAGCUAAUGUCGGAGGCGGCCUCCCGUGAGGAGGACCGCUGA
Molecule: messenger RNA, 1419 nt
Organism: Aegilops tauschii subsp. strangulata
Lineage: Eukaryota; Viridiplantae; Streptophyta; Magnoliopsida; Poales; Poaceae
Source: RefSeq, a predicted model, not a curated record